AAUCGUUGACUUUCAUUCAAGCUCACCUGGUCUCGCCCGUUCCGUAUCACUUCCCAUCUACUAGUAGUGACUCACUCACCCUUUUCUUCCCCACUCUUCACUCUCACUCUGAGACCGUGAGCGAGAGAGCGUGACGGUUUCUGUUUCUGAACCCUCAUAAUGGCUUCUCCGUCGCCAUCGGACUCUUCUUCUCCACCGCCGGAGCCUAGUUUCUCUCACCUGCCUGUGAUGUCUCUCCGGAGCAAGAUUGUUGAGAAGGUUCAGGAAAAUCGCGUCACGCUCAUCGUCGGCGAAGCCGGUUGCGGGAAAAGUUCACAAAUUCCACAGUUUCUUCUCGAUGAAAACAUAUCACCCAUCCUGUGCACACUGCCUAGGAGAUUUGCUGUUGUUUCUGUUGCCAAAAUGGUUGCACAAGCUCGAAAAUGUCAAUUGGGAGAAGAAGUUGGAUAUCAUAUUGGACACGAAAAGAACUUUUCAGCUAGUUCAAAGAUUGUUUUUAAAACUGCUGGAGUGUUGUUGGACGAAUUGCAAGAAAAGGGUAUGGCUGCACUGAAGUACAAAGCUAUCAUUCUUGAUGAAGUACAUGAAAGAUCAGUGGAGUCUGAUCUUGUCCUUGUUUGUGUGAAGCAGUUUUUGUUAAAGAACGACAUAAGGGUGGUUUUGAUGUCUGCAACUGCUGAUAUUUCGAGAUACAGAGAUUACUUCAGGGAUCUUGGUAGAGGUGAAAGAGUUGAAGUGCUUGCAAUUCCUAGCUCAAACCAGAAAACUGUUUUUCAGCGAAGAGUUUCAUAUCUUGAGCAGGUAGUUGAAUCUCUUGGGAUAAGCUCUGAAUUAAUGCAUUCAAAAAAUUCGCAUGGUCUAAAUCCUUCCACAGCCAAUGCUCGAAUUAAGUCUGAACUGCACACACUUAUUCAUGCACUGGUGUUGCAUAUUCAUGUGAAUGAGCCAGAUAUUGAGAAAAGCAUUCUAGUUUUCCUUCCAACCUACAAUUCACUGGCACAGCAAUGGCGCCUUCUGAAGCCACUUGAAUCAACUUUUGAAGUUCAUAUCUUACAUCGUAGCAUUGAUACUGAACAAGCUCUCAUGGCUAUGAAGAUUUCGAAGACACAUCGAAAGGUAAUAUUGGCUACCAAUAUUGCUGAAUCAUCUGUGACAAUACCUAAAGUGGCUUAUGUCAUUGAUUCAUGCCGAUCAUUACAAGUCUAUUGGGAUAAGUCUCGAAAAAAGGAAGCUUCAAAGCUUGUUUGGGUUUCCAAGUCUCAGGCUGAACAACGUAGAGGAAGAACUGGUCGAACUUGUGAUGGCCAAGUUUAUAGGUUGGUUACAGGAUCGUUUUUCAACAGUCUUGAGGAUCAUGAGUGUCCAGCUAUUCUUAAAUUAUCAUUGAGGCUGCAAGUUCUUUCUUCAUGUUGUGCUGGAUCUAAGGCUAUCAAUGAUCCCAAAGUUCUGUUGCAAAAAGCUCUGGAUCCCCCGGAUCCUCAAGUUGUUGAAGACGCACUGAGUAUGCUUGUUCAGAUGCACGCACUAGAAAAGACAACUCCAAGGGGCCGUUAUGAACCUACAUUUUAUGGACGAUUACUUGCUAGUUUUUCUUUGUCUUUUGAUGCUUCUAUUCUAGUCCUGAAAUUUGGAGAGAUUGGUAUGCUACGUGAGGGCAUCCUGCUGGGUAUAAUUAUGGAUACACAGCCUUUACCCAUUAUUCAUCCAUUUGGCGAGGAUGAAUUGUUUUCGAGGUACAUUGAUUGCUAUUAUGAUGACAAAAUAAUUUUAACUGGUCCAAAGGAGAUGGAAUUCAUGGGUAACUUCUGUGCAUUUGAGUUUUGGCAGCAUAUUUUCAAGGAUAAGUACCGGCUUGAAAAUUUGAAGAAGAUUCUAAAAACUGAUAAUGUAUAUCCUGCCACACAAUCAAUGCGUCUUGAGGAAGAAGAUUGGUGUUCUUUCCAUAAUCUCUCCCAAUCAUCUUUGCAUCAUGUGUCAGAAAUUUAUAAUGAUAUACUGCAUUCAGUACACCGGUUCCGGCCAAAUUUUUUGAGCUCCUUUCAUGGCCUACCGCCCUAUUAUGAUCCUUAUGAAUUCAAGCACACAUGCCUGCUCAAAGGUCAGCCAAAUGGACAUAUAGAUGCAGUUGCUGCGGAUGAGGACUUCGAACCAUCAAGUGAAACAAAAAAAUGUGUUGCUGUACCAUAUGUUACUUCAAACCACUUCCACAGUUCUGAUGUGGCAAAAAUGUUGGCUACAGUUAUAAAAGAGUUAAGAGUCCAAUACCCAGAUGAUGCUUCUAGCCAUCAACCAGACGGUGUUGAUUUUGAUAAUUUUCACGUCAAUGAGGAGACUUGUGUAUAUUUUAUUCGAGGGUCCUGCAAUAGAGGCAAUUAUUGUCCAUUUUCUCACUCACUUCAAGCCAAGAGACCCCAGUGCAAAUUUUUCCUUUCAUUGCAGGGUUGCCGAAAUGGGGAGUCUUGUUUAUUUUCACAUGUUACGGGUCGAUCAGCACCAUCAACUAGUACAAAUGUAUGCCAGCCAGAAGAUAAUGACGUGAAUGCUGCAUCCCUUCUAAAGUGGUUUCCCAGAUCAACCAACAGAUCAAUUCUUAUAUUGGAUGACACUGAUUUGCAUUUCACUUCAUGUCUCGCUCGCUACUAUGAUCCAUCCAAAAUAACUUCAACUACAUGUUUGUCAGAAACAACCAUAACAGAAUCUUCACUACCCAGAGCCAGAAUUUUGUGGGGUCUAUAUCACCCAUACCAAACAAUCAUUGCCAAAGCUGGGCAGACCCUUAUUCCUUGGAAUGAAGUUCAAUGUGUACUGUGGUUUCCUUCCUUUGAUAGCUAUGGUGAUGAUUUGGAUGGAAAAAAGCAGCUCUUGCAGAACUUCUUCGAAUAUCUCGCCAUUCGAAUUCUGGCUGAUGAUUUGCAUGAGGUGCAAGUUAUCAUAACCAUGAAUAAUAUCAUAUUUUCCCAACUUCAGGUAGAAAAGUUGGGCAGGGAGAGUUUCUUUAUCCUCACAGAGUCCUUUGCUUUUGACGAAACAAGCUUUGGGGAAUUACAUGAUGUAGUUACCCCUAGGAGGCCAAUGAUGAUAUCAAGGGCCACCUCAUAUGUUUUUAGCCUGCUUCCUGCCAGUGACAAACAUUUCGGUGACUACGCUGCUACUAUCAAAAAGCAACUGCAUGAAAUUCAAACAAAUUAACUAUGGGGGGUGUAUAUGUUUGACCCUUCUGGAGGCUUAAUAACCCAGUUCUAGGGUUUUUUUAUGUUCGAGUUCUAGGUUGAUAUUGAACUGCUGAAAUUAUGUAGUCUGUACAUGCAUAGUGCUUUCUUGAGAUAAGCUUUUUGAAAUUCUGCCGUAUAACUUAUGGUGGGUAUGGAAUAGUUUACUUUGAAGUUAUGUUUUAUAGUACCAGGUGCUUGGUUGAAUUUAUGAAAAUAAUUUAUGGCAUAGGUGGAAAGACCUAGAGGUUACCAUUA
Lotus japonicus is the source of this 3467-nucleotide messenger RNA. Its product is annotated as DExH-box ATP-dependent RNA helicase DExH8. The record is from RefSeq and is a predicted model, not a curated record. The transcript has 14 exons. Gene Ontology annotation, biological process: maturation of SSU-rRNA from tricistronic rRNA transcript (SSU-rRNA, 5.8S rRNA, LSU-rRNA). Gene Ontology annotation, molecular function: metal ion binding; ATP binding; RNA binding. Lineage: Eukaryota; Viridiplantae; Streptophyta; Magnoliopsida; Fabales; Fabaceae. Bases 160 to 3189 code for a protein of 1009 amino acids. Gene Ontology annotation, cellular component: intracellular anatomical structure; nucleolus.